Molecule: messenger RNA, 2058 nt
Organism: Gossypium raimondii (Peruvian cotton)
Lineage: Eukaryota; Viridiplantae; Streptophyta; Magnoliopsida; Malvales; Malvaceae
Product: ACT domain-containing protein ACR4
Exons: 8
Coding region: 439-1782 (447 amino acids)
Source: RefSeq, a predicted model, not a curated record
CCCAUCCCAUCCCAUCCCUGGUUCUUUUAAAAUACGCAGCAUUGCUAAAUUACGCCCUUCUCUAUCAAAGGCAGCAACUUUUAGAAAAGAAACAAAGAAAGAGCGAGUCUUGCUUUUAGAGCGAGUCUUGCUUUUCGAGUAUCGUGUCGUGGUGUAUCUGAUUCUCAUGAUUCAUGAAUUAUUAUUAUUUUUGUAAUUUUUUUAAUGUUUUGUUACCUUAAUGAGAGUGGGGAAUUCAGGGGAGGGGGCUCUAAAGAUUCCUUUUAUUUUUUUUAAAAGUAUGUAAAUAAAGUUGUGCAUUCUACAUUUGUGAUUCUCUGAUCAUUCAUAUAAUUGCAAAGAAACAAAUACCCUUUUUUCUUGUUGAAGAGAGAAUUAAAAAAGCAAGAGAGGAACAUUGGUUAAUCCAAGAUCUCAAAUUUCUCAAAAGAAACUAUAAUGGAGAUGAACAUGAGCUUUUCACAUGACAUGGGUGAUGAAUAUGAAAAAUUCAUUAGAAGAAUGAAUCCGCCCAGGGUUGUUAUUGAUAAUGAAGCUUGCAAGAAUGCAACUGUGAUAAGGGUUGACUGUGCAAACGAACAUGGAAUCCUUCUUGAAGUUGUACAAAUCCUGACUGAUCUUAACCUUAUCAUUAAUAAAGCCUACAUAUCUGCUGAUGGCAAUUGGUUCAUGGAUGUUUUUAAUGUUACUGAUCAAGAUGGAAACAAAAUCACAGAUGAAGGUAUUCUAGAUUAUAUUACAAAGUCUCUGGGGCCAGAAUCUUGCUUCACAUCUGCAAUGAGAUCUGUUGGGGUGAAGCAAACAAUGGACCACACUGAAAUUGAGUUAACAGGGAGUGACAGACCAGGGUUGCUAUCUGAAUUAAGCGCGGUCCUUAAGCAUCUUAAAUGCAAUGUAGUGAAUGCCGAAGUAUGGACACAUAACACCCGUGCUGCAGCUGUGAUACAAGUGACUGAUGAGGAAACAGGAACAUCAAUUACCAACCUAGAAAGGCUAUCUAGGAUAAAGGCACUUCUUUGCAAUGUACUUAAGGGAAGCAACAAAUCUAGUUUAGCCAAAACCAUAGUUUCUCAUUCGGUCACACAUACUGAUAGAAGGCUUCACCAAAUGAUGUUUGCGGACAGGGAUUAUGAACAGACCGGUGAUGAUGUUUUGGAGGACAGGCAAAGGCCGAAUGUGGAUGUUGUGAAUUGGUAUGACAAGGACUAUUCAGUGGUUACCAUUAGGUGUAAAGAUAGACCAAAACUUCUCUUUGAUACGGUUUGCACCUUGACCGAUAUGGGGUAUGUAGUGUUUCAUGCAAAAAUUGAUACCGAGGGGCCACAGUCUUAUCAGGAAUAUUACAUUCGUCAUGUAGAUGGAUCUCCUGUUAAAUCAGAUGCAGAGAGACAAAGAGUAACUCAGUGUCUUGAAGCGGCAAUUAAGAGAAGGGUAUCUGAGGGCUUGAAGCUAGAACUUUGCACAACAGACAGAGUUGGAUUGCUAUCUGAUGUCACUCGCAUAUUCAGGGAGAAUAGCCUCACUGUCAGCCGAGCAGAAGUGACAACCAAAGAUGGCAAAGCUGUUAACACAUUCUAUGUUCGGGAUGCAUCGGGGUAUCCUGUCGAUGCCAAGACCAUAGAAUUCAUCCGGCAAGUGAUCGGGCAGACCAUACUAAAAGUUAAAGGCAGCCCUGAAGACGUAAAAUCAGUUUCUCAGGAAUCUCCAACUAGGUUCCUAUUUGGUGGUCUCUUCAAGUCAAGAUCUUUUGUAAAUUUCAGCUUGGUCAGGUCUUAUUCCUAAUGAGUAUAAUAAUAUUUUAUCUUCAUCAUUCCACAUGUAAAUCAAAGCCCAUUUAGCUUAGAUUCUACGGUAGAUCUUUGUUCAAUUUAGCUGUUGCAGUCUAGGAACCAUUUUUAUCUGUUCUGGUUAAUGAAAGCCAUAGAUAGAAAUCAAAGGGCCUGUAAAUUUCCCAACUCACCCCCUCUUUUAGCCUUUAUUUAAAGUGUAUUACCCAACCUAAAGUUGGAUCCACCAAUGCAGGAAAUGACAAAAUGAGUUGUGACCUUGAUACAUAAA